This is a messenger RNA of Saxophila tyrrhenica, 1818 nucleotides long. RefSeq lists its product as uncharacterized. Bases 1 to 1818 code for a protein of 605 amino acids. The record is from RefSeq and is a predicted model, not a curated record. NCBI's taxonomy places the organism in Eukaryota, Fungi, Ascomycota, Dothideomycetes, Mycosphaerellales, Extremaceae. The transcript has 4 exons.
AUGGCUCCUCUGGCGGCCUUCACAUGUUUGCUGCUGAGCUUCGCUAUUCUCUCUCCAGCGCAGGCGGACGACGACGAUGCAUACCACUGGCUGGACGACUCCCACAAGUUUAUAACGCGUCCGGACAUUGAAGCGCCCAGAUUCAAUGUCACCAUUUACGAACGACGGCGAGUCAGUCUUGGGUACUGGUUCGUACCAUCCUACGACUUCUUGGAUCAGUCAUUUCAGAACGGAGGAAGAUGGACAGCGCCGCACAUCUUUGAUGGCAGUGGUGAGCUCAUCUGGAGCGGCUCGUACUUGAGCCGGCAGUACGAUGCCUUCGAUUUUCGGCUCAGCAACGUCCUUGGUGAGACAAUGCUGUCAUUUCUGUAUCCGCACAACCGCAGCGCAAUCCUGCUCGACACAAGCUACAACGUCCGGUAUUCAGUCCCAGUGGCAGAAGAGGGCCAGAGCGUUGACAUGCACGAGUUCCACAUCGUCGAGAAUGGUACAAAAGCACUGUUCUUCUACGACCAGCGGAGGAACGUCACGCAGGAGCAGUCGCGGGCGAUUGGAUGGAUGAACGGCAACUGCACAGUCAACGACAAUUUGUUCCACGAGCUGGACGUUGCGAAUGACUUCCAGCCGACGUUCACCUGGAGCUCCGCAGAACAUGUCGGGUUGUAUGAGAGUAGUAAAGUGGAGAACUCAUUACAAGAGAGGUGCUCGGACUUCUGGGACUUCAUACAUGUCAACUCCCUGGACAAGUUUCCAGACGGCAGCUACCUCAUGUCCAGCCGCCAUACCGAUACUAUCUAUAAAAUCGCUCCAGAUGGCAACAUCGUCUGGCGUCUUGGCGGCAGCAUGUCGGACUUUCGAGCUGGCUUCAAGUUCGCACGGCAGCACAAUGCUCGCAUCAUAUCAUCGAACGAGACGCACACGAUACUCUCGUUCUUCGACAACGCCACCAAAACACCGAUGAGAGCACCUACGUCUGACUCAUCUCGCGGUGUAAUCGUAGAGUUGCAUACUCAAACACAACCCAUGACAGCAAAGCUUGUGCAACAAUUCCCCCACCCAGAUGGGCCGGGCAAUUAUUGUGUGGCUCGAGCGAAUGUACAGGUCCUGCCAAACGGCAAUGUCUGGAUCUGCUGGGUUGAUGGGCUUCUUUCCACCGAGUACACACCGGAUGGAACUCUGAUCAUGAAGACGAGAGUGAAGCAAGACUGGCUGAAAUCUUACCGUACCUACAAGUUCUCCUUCGUUGGCAAGCCGACAGAACCUCCGAAUGUCCAUUCACAUGCGAUCGGAAGCGAUGAAGAGGGCACGACCACGACUCUGGUGCACGUCAGCUGGAAUGGCGCUACCGAAGUCACAACCUGGAACCUCUACAAGACAGACGAUGUGGGCAAUAUCGACUCACCCAAGCCUGUCACAGCAGUCCCCAAGAUGGGCUUCGAGACCGCUCUCAGCUACAAGGGUUUCGCUUCGUACGUGGUUGCCGAAGCUCUGGAUCGUCGCGGCGCCGUGCUCGGCCGCUCGGAAGUGAUCAAAACCAUUGUCUCGGCCAAGUUGUCUACGGUCACCAUUGCGGAAGAAUCACAAUGGCUGGACAAGAUGAACCGCCGGAUGGAGACCACCAAGCAAGCAAUCUGGCUGAUGCAUGUGGUUUAUGUGGAUCCUACAGUCACAUUCGCAUGCGGGCUGCUCUGUGGCAUGUCGCUGCUUGUUGCCUCGAGAGCACUGUGGCGGUCGAAGCGGUCGAGCUUCCUGUCCAGACGGCGGAACGGAUCGUUGUAUAAACGAGUGUCGCAGGACGAUUAUUUCGAGAAGCCUUAG